AUGUGCGGGCGCGGAGGGCGGGAGCGCGGCGUGCAGCUCGCCGUGCUGGUGCUCAGCCUACUGACGGCGCCGUGUCAGAGGGCCGCCAUGUGCGGGCGCGGAGGGCGGGAGCGCGGCGUGCAGCUCGCCGUGCUGGUGCUCAGCCUGCUGACGGGCGAGGCGGGGCGCGGCACCACGGGCUUCAGCGUGGACGGCGUCUCCUCGGCGCGCGAGCGUCUCGACGCCGCCCGCCAGAUACUCGCCGACGCGCCGCUCAUCGACGGCCACAACGACCUGCCGUGGAACAUCCGCAAGUUCGUGCACAACCAGCUGCGGGAGUUCAACUUCGCCGCCGACCUGCGGUCAGUGACUCCGUGGUCCAAGAGCGCGUGGUCGCACACAGACCUCAAGCGGCUGCGGCGCGGCAUGGUGGGGGGACAGUUCUGGGUGGCGUACGUGCCUUGCGAGUCGCAGAAUUUGAACGCAGUUCAACUGACGCUGGAGCAGAUAGACCUGAUCAAGAGACUGAUUGAGAAGUACAGCCAGCAACUGCAGUUUGCAACAUCGUCUAAAGACAUCCUGCAGGCGCACAAGUCCAGCAGGAUAGCCAGCCUGAUCGGCGUGGAGGGCGGCCACAGCAUCGGCAACUCGCUGGCGGUGCUCCGUGUGCUGUACGACCUGGGGGUGCGCUACAUGACGCUCACCCACACCUGCAACACGCCCUGGGCAGAUUCUUCCUCGAUGGAACACAACACAAAGCACCCAGAGAAUAAUGGCCUCACUGUGUUCGGCAAGGCGGUGGUGGGAGAGAUGAACCGGCUGGGCAUGAUGGUGGACCUGUCCCACGCCUCCGUGCGCACCAUGAGGCGCGCGCUCGCCGUCAGCAAGGCGCCCGUCAUCUUCUCGCACUCGUCCGCCUUCGCGCUCUGCAACUCCUCCAGGAACGUGCCCGACGACAUCCUCAAGGACCUGGCCGUGAACGGGGGACUGGUGAUGGUCACGUUCUACAACUUCUUCGUGAAGUGCGGGCCGUCGGCCACAGUCGCCGACGUCGCGGAUCACAUCACCUACAUUCGAAACUUAAUAGGAGUGGACCACAUCGGAGUUGGAGGAGACUUCGAUGGAAUCAAUAGGACGCCGCGGGGGCUGGAGGACGUGUCCAUGUACCCGGAGUUGUUCGCGGAGCUGCUGCGCUCCGGCAACUGGACCGUGGACGACCUCAAGAAGGUGGCGGGGCUCAACGUGCUGCGCGUGUUCGCCGGCGUGGAGCAGGUGCGGGACUCGCUGCGCCGGGCCGGCGCGCUGCCCUCGGAGGAGCUGAUGCCCGAGCCGGCCGCCGACCAGCGACCCGGGUGCAGCUUCGACGUGGACGGGGCCGAGCGCGAGACGGAGCUGUGA
Messenger RNA from Bacillus rossius redtenbacheri, 1377 nucleotides. Its product is annotated as dipeptidase 1-like. The record is from RefSeq and is a predicted model, not a curated record. The transcript is spliced from 11 exons. Bases 1 to 1377 code for a protein of 458 amino acids. Gene Ontology annotation, biological process: proteolysis. Gene Ontology annotation, molecular function: metallodipeptidase activity. Lineage: Eukaryota; Metazoa; Arthropoda; Insecta; Phasmatodea; Bacillidae.